GUGUCUGUGUGUCUGUGUGAUGUGAGGUCUGUGAGGCGCUGAAUGUGGUACAUUAAACAGCAUUUUCGUUCUUACCUCAUGAUUCCUGGACUUGAACCGUUGAGUGACUUCUAGCUAACCCCAAACCUGUUUCCCCCUCUCUAACCACACCUCCCUCCAGGGCUGGUUGGAGGAGCCUCAGCCCAGCCCCCUGAGCUCAAGCCCUGGGGGAUUCCUGCUGGGCGGCUCUCUGGACCCCAGUGAGAUGCUCCACAGACCCAGGGCACCCUCGGGGAAGGAGGGAAGUCAGGCGCAUCACCUCCUGGGACCAGCCCCGAGGGGACUCAAACCCAUCCAGGGUGCAGGUUCCUCCAAAGGAAAGCCCCAGGGGAGGGUCUUGGGGGGCCAUGGUGCAGCCCACCUCUCUGUGUGACCUCAGCCCUUGCCGACCCUCUGCCUGUGGUGGGAGGUCCCUGAACAAAGCACCCAGGGCCCCAGGGGCAAGGCCAAGCCCACAGGUGUGGGAGGCAGUUGAGCCCUGGAUCCUGACCACAGCAGGGCAGUUGGCAGAUGUGCCUCUGGGACAGAACCCCAGGGGUAACGGCCAUGGAUGCUGGAAGGGGCCUGGCUGGGGGCAGGGACCAGAGGAUGAGGAUGGGGCCACAUGGACUGGGGUGCCCUGGGACAGCUGCUGCCAGCGAGAGACCGGGGCACCACUCUCCAGGAAGCCCACGCUGCAAGUCAGGCCACAAGGGCCUCCGACCCUGAGGGCCGAUGAGGCCAGGGACAGGCCAGGGGGGCCGUGAGGACCCUGGUGAGCCAGGCCCCAACCUCAGGCAACGCUGGCCCCUGCUGCUGCUGGGUCUGGCGCUGGUAACCCAUGGCCUGGUGCACCCAACGGCUGCACCGCAGAGCAGAGCCCUGGGCCCUGGAGCCCCUGGAGGAAGCAGCAGGUCUUACGGCAGGGGCCACUCCCUGGAGCUCCAGCUGAUGUGUGAGGGGCCUUUCCUGGAGUCCCUGGGUCACUAG
This is a messenger RNA of Chlorocebus sabaeus (green monkey), 1008 nucleotides long. Lineage: Eukaryota; Metazoa; Chordata; Mammalia; Primates; Cercopithecidae. The record is from RefSeq and is a predicted model, not a curated record.